Symbiodinium sp. CCMP2592 is the source of this 1260-nucleotide messenger RNA. The record is from the annotation of a GenBank genome assembly. Lineage: Eukaryota; Dinophyceae; Suessiales; Symbiodiniaceae.
AUGACAGUCUUUUGCUUGCUGCGCCUGCGGAGGGGCCAGAACAGCGGCGACGUGUCUUUACAGGAGGAGGUAAAGCCUUUGUUGGUGAAGCGCCUGUCCUCCUCAGCACCACCGCCCCCGCCUCCCUUCGACGAAAAUGGCGAAGAGGCAGCGCGCAGGCAUUGUGUUUUCUUUCACAAUGCCCCCAAAAAGGUGAAUGAAGGAAUGCUCAGGCGCGUUUUCGAACGGGCCGGCUCCGUGAAGAGACUCCGUAUCUUCCGAGAAGAUGGCAAGUCUCAGGGCAUGGGCCUCUGUGAGUUCGUGUCCCCAGAGGGUGCCCUGGCGGCAGCCCACAUUCUGGAUGGUGAGAAGAUCUACCCUUCAGAGCCUAGGCCUACGCCGCCUGGAGAGCCUCCCCGCACCGCAGCGCCUCGGAACGUCGGCCGACGGAACGAACAGCGGAAUCCGAGACAGGCCCAGGCGAAGCGGGGCAGCGACAAGAGAGCCCGAACAGGCUCCUCACCUGGUGCCCGACAGGCGAAGACGGAGGAGAACUCGGAGCUGCAGCCGGUGGGGGUUCUAAUGAGUCCACCACCACCGCCUCCUGUGCCGAUUCUCCGGCCGAGGACUGCCAGAGAGGCCUCUCAGGUAAAGGCUGAGGUCGAAGAUGCGAAAGUCUUAGCCCCUUCUGAAGCUGCAGAUGGCCGCAUCUCCUUCUACAGCCCCAAACAGAAGUCCGAGCAGGAAACCGAAUGCAAGGCCGAAGACUCGGACUCGGUCUCGCAUUGCACCGACACGGCUCGGGCCGAGGAGUGUGAGCCUCCCGAGCUUUCCAGCGAGGAGUCCUGUGAGGUCGAGACCAAGAAGGAGGCCCAGGCCCCGGCCCCUCUGAAGGAUCUGGACGAAGAGAUGAAGCCCGCGGAAGAGCCUGCAAAGCCCGAAGUCUCCUCUGAGCCCGAAGCCGAGGAGUCUUCCUGUGUGUAUUUCCACAACGUGCCCUUCGAAGUGAACGAAGAGGAUUUGCUGCCGCUCUUUGAACGUGCUGGUCCUGUGAAAGCCCUCCGCCUCUUCACUCUGAAGGAUGGACGAUCCAGAGGCCAAGGGCUUUGCCAGUUCGAGCGGGCCGGAGUCGCAGAGAAGGCGGUUCGGAUCCUCGCCGGCUGCUUCCUCGCCAACCCAAGCAACGACUCCGAGAAAGAUUCCCGGGAAUUGCAUGUGAAGAUUCACAAGGGAAACACGAAGAUCCUCGACAACGCCCGUGCUGUGGGAUCUGUGAGAUAG